Messenger RNA from Leptopilina boulardi, 9609 nucleotides. It is a transcript of the gene Josd, whose product is annotated as josephin-2. Gene Ontology annotation, molecular function: cysteine-type deubiquitinase activity. The coding region runs from base 238 to 948 and encodes 236 amino acids. The transcript is spliced from 4 exons. NCBI's taxonomy places the organism in Eukaryota, Metazoa, Arthropoda, Insecta, Hymenoptera, Figitidae. Gene Ontology annotation, biological process: protein deubiquitination. The record is from RefSeq and is a predicted model, not a curated record.
AUCGUGCUAUAGCAUUCAAAAUUCCUACCGCCUGAUGGUUAGUUUGAUCAUGCAAGAUCAUGCAUUGAGCUCUGUCCGGUGUGUCAAACUCUCAAGUCAUAACAUAACAUAACAAGGUUAUAUUUAUUGAUUAUUAUUUUCCCAUAAUUAUUCCAUUACUUUUAAGAAUUCGGAUUAUACCAUUGUUGGAAUAACAUAAUUAGACACUUAUUAAGGUGUAAAUGUAAUGUAAGAGUCAUGGUUUUUAGCACAACCACUGAUAUGACUGAAUCUAUAUAUCAUGAACGACAGGUUAAGGAAUUAUGUGCUUUACAUGCUUUGAACAAUUUAUUUCAAGAACGUGGCUUCAGCAAACAAGAACUAGACCAAAUUUGUUACAGUUUAAGUCCAGAUGUAUGGAUAAAUCCUCACAAAUCUUUACUAGGUCUUGGAAAUUAUGACAUUAACGUUAUUAUGGCAGCCUUACAAACAAGAGGCUGUGAAGCUGUUUGGUUUGAUAAGCGCAGAGAUCCAACAUGUUUGUGUCUUAAAAACAUACAAGGUUUUAUAUUGAAUGUUCCAACGGAAUAUAAAUUGGGAUUUGUAUUACUGCCAUUAAAACGACGCCAUUGGGUUGCACUUCGAAAAAUUCAUGGUGCUUUCUACAAUUUAGACUCCAAGUUAGAUGCUCCUCAACUCAUUGGAAAGGAUUCUGAAUUACUAGCUUACUUAAAAGACCAAAUAGACAGUAAUGAAAAAGAAUUAUUCUUGGUUGUUUCAAGAGAAGUGGACAAUAAUCAAGGUUGGUUAUGUGAGGCACAACAAACCAAGGAAUGCUCGGAAGUUGAUAGGCAUUCCAUUACGUAUAUAGAAGACGGAUUUCCUUCUAACAAUGAUUUAAAAAAGUCAAUUCCCGAAGUUAUUUUGAAUGAAAAUGAACACUUUCAAAAUAACCAAAUUUCUAGGUAGUUCUAAUGAAUUGGUUUUUCUUUUUUAUAAAUAAACUCCGGUGAAAAUGACAGUAAUAUUAUAAUGACAAUAUCGCGAAGAAUUUAACAAGUUAAAUGUACGGACAUGGCGAGCAAAAUGUCGCACAAAAUCAUCAGGCAAGGUGUUAGUGGAUAAAAUAUACUGAUAUUUAUUGUGUCGAUAUAAUCGCAUCUGUUAAAAGUAAUGAUAUAAGAUAUCAAAAUUUGCAAAUACAAAAUGAUUAAGUCGAUAUAACCCAACACAAACAUUUUCGUUUUCGCUGCUUCUGGUCAAAAUAAACGAAGGUCCAGUUUUGUUUUACGCUAAUGUGAAUAUUAAAUUAUGAAUUUUUGUAUCUCAAAUAGUAAUAAGUAGGACAGAACUGUAACAAUCACUUUUUGCAAUGUCUAGACAAAUAACCUCCCAAACCACGCAAUUUUUCUGCGCGUCUAUUUAUAUGUAUAUGUAACGGAAGAAAAGAAAAAUUUAAUGUUUACUUCAGUUUCUAGACGCAAUUAAGGCGUUAAGCAUAAUGCUUGGUAUAAAGCAAAUCGACUGAGUCCAGGUAAAUAGAAAAAUAAGCAUUUUCCACAUAUGUAUUGGCCUGUUUGACGGUGUUUAUCUGAAUAUUGAGGAAUUUAUCUAAGCAUAUUAUUUUUCUUUUCCCCUACAUGUAUGUAGCAAAAACCAGAAGUUAACAAAACGCUGACAUUUAAUAAAUACAUAUGGGAAAAUUUCGUGACCUAAGGUCAAAUUGCUUACUGAGACAUUUGUGUCAUAAAAAGCCUCUACAUUGUCAAUCUGAACUGAACUUCAAUUCGAAAGUUUGCUCUUUUUAUCCCUGUAUAGUCGAUCUUAAAGAAGUUAUUUAAAGUUACCACUUUUAUUUUAAAUUUUAAUGAUGUUAGGAAGCUAUUUUUUUUUGCAUCAUUUGAGUCCUGAAAACAUACAGGAUGGUUAAAAAAACAAAAUUUUAAUUUUUGCCUAUUUUAGAAUUUUUACUUUUUGAAAAAAUUAAAAUUUUUAAAAAUCCAUACGAUGAUUCUUAAGAAUCGUUAAAUAAGGCGUGGAAAAAAAUUGGCGAUGAAAAAUAGUCGAAAUUUUAAAAGAAGUUAGAUAUUUAAAAUAUUAAUUUUUUAAAGACUUUAAUUUCUACAAUGUUCAAAAAUAAAAAUUUUUUUUUUACCAUCCUGUAUGUUUUUAGAACGCAAAUGAUGCAAAAAAAAUAACUUCUUGCGAAUAUUAAAAUUUAAAAAACUCAAAAUAAAGGUGGUGACUCCCCUAAAGGAUCUAAGUCCUCAAUUGCCAUUUUAAGAAACACAUAGAAAGAAGUAUUUCUUUUCUUGAUUAUUUUUAAAACAAAAUGUCAUAAUUUCGUGAGAUUUUCCCACAAUAUGACCCACCACGGUGAAAGGAACCUUAGCUACAAAAAGGUUAUUUUACAGGGAAGACUUUUAAAGAAGGGCAAUUAAAUUAGUUGUUGAAUUAUUCAAUUAAUAUUAACACAAAAAAUAAUUGACAAACCAUUUUUUGACUAUUUUAUGUGAAAGCAACUCAAACUCUAUUGAUUCAUGUAAAAAAGUCAAAAUUCAUAUUUUUUCAACUAAUGACCCUUUCACCGAAGAGCGUAAUAUAUUAUAUUAAAAUGGGUCCCAACAGUCAGACAACUACCUAUUCACUUUGCUUAAUAUUUAAGGCGUUUUAAAAAACUAAGAAAAUAUAUUCAAAGUCUCAAUCUUUAAUAUUAUUUAAUAAAUUAUUUUUUCGAUUUUUUGAAAGUAGAAAAUAAUUUAUUAAAUAAUUGUGGAAGAAUUUACUAAAUAUUAAUUUAAUAUUAUUUCAUUAAAAAAUUCAAUAAUUGUUAUCAAAUACAAAAUAAAAUAGCACUUACUACAAUUUUUCUUUGAUUCAUUCAAAGAAUAUUGUUAUCGUUUCUUUAAAUCAUAGCAAUAGAGUAUUCGGAUGAUGAUAAAAAAUGUAAGUAAAAAAAUUAUUAAUAAUGCUUUUGUCAGUUCGUCACUUUUAAUAGUCUAUUUUAACGCCAUGAAGUUAAACAAACUGUCUAGAGAAGUAACUAACUGAAUUUUAGAACACAUUUUGCUAAAUGACCGCUCUUUACUAACUGCCAAUUUGUGCUGACUACCUACGACAUAUAAUAUAUUAAUUUUAAGUGUGUACAAUAAUAAAUAUUUAUUUUAUAUGAACUCACUCAAUUCGAACCUGUAAACGUAAAGUAUUAUUGAUGAUAAAGAUUGCUUUCUCAUUGAGGAAGCACUAUAAUACUGUGAAUUUAAAUUUCCUAUUUUUUUACUUGUUUUUUAAUUUCAAGCAUUCGAAAACUACAGUUUUAGAACUGAUGGUUUUCACGCGCGUAUGAAUGCUUUCAAAUUAGAGUUAUAGACAUUUUUUCACUUUGUGGUAUUAAAUUUUUUCACUUUUACAUAGAUUCUAAUAUUUCAUUGAUAAUGCGACUUUUUGGGAAAUUUUGUUCAUAACCUAAUAUCUUUUAAAGAAAUGGAUGAAAAUGAAUAUUUCUUGAACAAAAAUGAAGCUUAAUAAAUGCAGAAUAAAGGAAAAUAUAGUGAAAUAUGGUCAGUAGUUUUAGAGCCCGAUAUGCAAAUCUAAAGUCUACUAUCUUAUUUUUCGAAUAAAUCACAAAUUUUAGUUAAAAGAGGAGAAAAAUUAUCUAAUUUUUAUAAUAUAGUUCAUUUAAGGAUUAAGGGUUUUUGGGUCUCUAAGAUCCUAAGUUUCAUAAUAAUACACCAACUUUUAAAAAGUUGACCGACUUACAUUGGGUCCGCCAUUUUGAAUUUUACAAAUCUGUUUGCGGAUUCGUAAUCAUUGAUUCAAAAAUACCUAAUCUAUAAUUCUUUUAAGAGAUAUUAAACGGUGCGCCAGAAGGAGGUUUAAAUAAAAAUGAGUUGGCACUUAAAAAUUCUUUUUGAUUAUGGUUCUUAGAUGAAUAAAAAACAUUUCUCAAUAGGUUUGAAAAUCAGCUUACGUGCCCAAUUUAAAAAAAAUUGAAUUUUAAAUAUUUAAAAAUAGUGUUUUAUGAGAAACCAGAAUUUAUUUAAUGUAUACUUAUAUGCGUAUAGAUAAUAGAUGUUUUAGAUUUGGGUUCAUAUAAAUUUAUUAACAUUGAAGUUAUUUUCUUGUUUCGUUUUUAUAUUUAUGCAUUAAGAGUGUCGAACGGUAUCUGACAUUCUUUGGCAAGAAGAGAGCUUUAAUUAUCGCUCUGAACGUGAAAUAGUAUUGAUUUUAAAAUACUUUUUUCUCGAAACACGAACACUUUUAACAAAAUCAGCCAAAAUCCUCAUCUUAUAAAUUUCCUAAAUCCAAAAGACUGUACGAAUCCAUAGAAAAACAUAGUUGCAAAACAAAAAGUAGAAAAGAAAUCUAAUAACAGCUGCACUUUGUGCGCCCUGCAUGCUGCUGUUAUCUAACGGCGGCAGGAGGUAAUGAACCUGUCAUUAUAUUACUUUUGCUUCCUCGUGGAGGAAGCUUUGUAGUCCUUUCGUUUAUAAAAUUUUCAAAAAUGGUGAAAAAAAUGUUCCUCUAUAUAGAAACAUGUUAUAUGAGAUCCUGCUCAAUUGUUCGGAUGUAUGUAUGUGUAUGUGUGUAUGUGUGAGUGAUUCAAGUUAAUACAUAAUAUAAUUGUAUUUUUUGCAUUGAAACGAAUCGAUUUGCAUAUAUAGAGUAUAUGUUACACCCAAAAUUAAUUAAAAUUUUCUUAAUUUUUUCAAAAAAUUUAAGAAAUUUAAAACAGUUUUCAACUUGAAAUGUUUUAAAUCAAUAAAUUGAAUUGGAGAAAUUCAUUGCUUCACACAAUAAGGAAGCUAAAUGUUUUUGAAAUAAAUAUAAAGGACCCCCUCCUUGUUCGUUUUGCAAUCGUGUUUUUGUAUGGAUUCGCAUAAUCUUUCGGAUUUAGGAAAUUUAUCUAAGAUAAGGAUCUCUAGCUGCUUUAGUUUACGUUUUCGUAUUUUCACGUUUAGUGCCGUUUUUAUAGGGCGAUAACACAGGCAUACAAAAGAAAAAAAAUUUCAAUUGACAGGACUGCCAUAUGGUAGAUUUUCUUCCUUAAGGUGUAUCUACAGAGAAAAACGUAGUCCUAACUAAAAGUUAGUUCGUGUUUUCUUUUUACAGGCAUGGUGGGAAGGGGGGGGGGGUGUGAUUUUUGAGAAAUUGAUUUCUAUGGGAAUUUACUCAAUUUCUAUAUCUAAAACUGAAUUUUUGCUUCUUCUGAAUGUUGAUUUGGAUUCAGUGACUUUAAUUACAUAAAAAUUGGAUAUAUAAAAAAAAUUUUAAAUGGCGGAUCUAAAAGGGUGUAUUUUUUCAAAAAAUUUCUCGGAUUUCUUUGAAACUUGCUACUCGGGGGUUUUUGGGGUCGUUGAUUACAAAUAUGAUGUUAAUUUAUAAAAAUUCAAAAUGGCGGAUCCAAUAUGGCGGUAAAAAUAAUUUUCAAAUGAAUAAAAUCGAUUGAAACUUCUUACUCGGUGGGGUUCUUCGAGGUCUUAAAAAUUAUUUAAAAAUUUUGUAAAUAAUAAUAAAAUCUCUAUGGGAAAGCAAAGUGUUCAUGUAAUUAAUAGAAAAUAUGCCGAAAAAGUGUAAUUCUAAAUUUAAGAAUAUUUCCCUUGCAUUUUAUUCUUAAAUUUUGAUUAAAAUACACUUAAAAUAAGAUAGAAUUUUUAAAUUAAGAAGUAGUUCUUAAUUUAGCAAUUCUUUUUUAUUUUAAGAGUAUUAUAUUUUAAAUUUAAGAAUAAAAUGCAUGAGAAAUAUUUUUAAAUAUACGCCAGGAAGAUAUUUUCAAACUUAGAGUUUUGUUUUUUUGGUGUAUUCAUAUUUCAGCUUGCCAGUGGUUUUUAUUAUUAUCAAAUAGAUUUGUUAAUUAGAUUUAUUUGUAUAUUAUGUAGAGAAUAAUAGUUCAUUCUGCAAAAUAAAUUUACUUCCUAGAUGGAUAGUAUUGAUUAUUGUUAUGUACGAUAUAUUUGACAUUUUAUUUAUUAUUUUUUUAAGAUAUUUUAAAGAGACUUUUUAGAGCAGAUAUUGUCAGCUCAUAUUAAGGAAUUGACGUGAAAUGGAUUAAUUUGUUUAAAAUAUACAUAGAUGUAAUUGUUAUAGAUAAAUACUGAAACCAAAGUCUUUUUAAAUUUUAAAUGGUUGUUAAGGCAGAAUAAAAACUUUUUUUUGUAUUUUUCAGAUGGUAUUGAACAUUUUAUUUAUGUUUCUUAUAAAAUAAUUUAUUUAUAAAUCAUCCAUCCUUGAUUAAAAUUCCACAAUUAAUACGAAACGUGUAUUUAUAUCCGCCCACAUAGCACCGAACAUUUAAUAAAUAUUUAUUUUCAAUGUUCGCAGUAUUCAGAAUAAAGGUUAAGUAAAGCUUCUGUAAAUAUUUAAAUGUCCGCACUUCAGCAAAUGUUUAGCGCAAACCUUGAGUAAAGCUUGAAAUUAAAUAUUCGUUAAAGGUUCGGCUCGAAACUUGAGUAAAGCUUUAAAUUAAAUAUGCGUUAAAGGUUCAGCUCGAACCUUGAUUGAAGCUUGAAAAAAAUAUUCGUUAAAUGUUCGCCCAGAUAGCUGGAUUUUAAAAUUAUCUAAUCAUAAAGUAUUAAUUGUAUUAAUAAUAAUAAUAUAAUUAAAAUAAUUAUAUCUUUAAUUUGAAUCAGUUUAAUGAAUAAAUUGAUUUAAGAAAUUUUAGUUUCUAAAAAUGAAAAAAAAAAUAAUUUCUUAAAUUUAGGGACUCAUACUUGAUUAAGAAAUUUUUUAGAGACUUUAAAUAACGAAAUUAAUUUUGAAAAUAAAUUUGGGGGACCGGGGAUUGAACUCGGGUUCGACGAACGCAAAGGCAAUACCUAACCAACCGAGUUAUACGAGCAACUAUGAUUGGAAAAAAAAUCUUGCUCUUAAGCCACAAGUGAUUUUAUUGGUUUGCGGAAAACGGCGAGAUAAUUUAAAACUGGAUUUUUUGUUUUGACAGUACAUAACCAAACAAAAAUUAUCUUACCCAUCGAAACAAUUCGUGCCGUUUUCUGCAACCAAUAAAAUCACUUGUAGCUUAAGACCAAGAUUUUUUUUUUCAAUCAUAGUUGCUCGUAUAACUCGGUUGGUUAGGUAUUGCAUUUGCGUUCGUCGAACCCGUAUUCGAUCCCCGGUCCCCCAAAUUUAUUUUCAAAAUUAAUUUCGUUAUUUAAAGUCUCUAAAAAAUUGCUUAAUCAAGUAUGAGUCCCUAAUUUAAGAAAUUAUUUUUUUUUGGGUCAUUCCAUUUUAUUUCACCUAUAGUCGUUGCAGCCUAUUUUUAGAAAAAUUUGAUAUUUUGUAUUAAUGACUUUGAGUAUCCGUACAAUUCAUUUUUGACAAUUAUUUUAUGAAAUUUUUUUUAUUUACGUUGAAAUUAAGUUUUUAAGUUGAGUUGCACGGAAAAUAGGUUAGUUUGACAACUUUGGAAAUUUUAUAAAAAAAAACAGAAAUAAUUUAGUUAUUAAAUUUUUUUUUCAUUGAUAUUUGUUUAAAAUAGUCUAAUUUACCAAUGUUAAUUGAUAAUUGUGUAAAAAAGCCAAAAUACUACGUGAAAAUUAAUAUUCAAACUUACCUGUAAAAUGUCAAAAUUUGUCACAUUUUAUUUAUAUUUUCCAAGAGAGUUUAUAAAUAUUAUAAAAUUCAUUACUACCUAACAAUAAGUACUUUCCAUGUGCUUUCACAUGAUAUGUUGGCUUUUUAUUUUUAUAAUAUAGAAAUAUGUGAAAUUUUACCUUGAAUAUUGAACUUUUCAGGAUUUUAUCAGAUUUUAAACACUUAUAUCUUCGCAGGCGAUUAAUGAAAAAAUCCCAUUUUGGUUUUAAAAUUUAAGUUAAAUCUUCUUUAUUCAUCUUAUCAAAAUUUGGUGAUGGAGAACGAGCUACUUUUUAUUUUUAUUCACUUUAAAAAAUCCACCUUAAAAUACGAAUUUGAAGGUUAAAAAACAAGUAUUUUUAUAAAUAAAAUUCAUACAAAUAAAUCUAUAUUGAGAAAACCAACUUCAGUUUUAUAAAAUUACUUGUUUUUAACCUUUAAAUUUGUAUUUUAAGGUGGAUUUUUCAAAGUGAAUAAAAAUAAAAAGUAGCUCAAUGAAAAAAAAUUUACUAACUGAAUUAUUUCUGUUCUUUUUUAUAAAAUUUCCAAAGCUGUCAAACUAACCUAUUUUCCGUUCAACUCAACUUAAAAACUUAAUUUCAACGUAAAUAAAAAAAAAUUUCAUAAAAUAAUUGUCAAAAAUGCAUUGUACGGAUAUUCAAAGUCAUUAAUACGAAAUAUCAAAUUUUUCUAAAAAUAGGCUGCAACGACUAUAGGCGAAAUAAAAUGGAAUGACCCUUUAUCAUUUUUAGAAACUAAAAUUUCUUAAAUCAAUUUAUUCAUUAAACUGAUUCAAAUUAAAGAUAUAAUUAUUUUAAUUAUAUUAUUAUUAUUAAUACAAUUAAUACUUUAUGAUUAGAUAAUUUUAAAAUCCAGCUAUCUGGGCGAACAUUUAACGAAUAUUUUUUUCAAGCUUCAAUCAAGGUUCGAGCUGAACCUUUAACGCAUAUUUAAUUUAAAGCUUUACUCAAGUUUCGAGCCGAACCUUUAACGAAUAUUUAAUUUCAAGCUUCACUCAAGGUUUGCGCUAAACAUUUGCCGAAGUGCGGACAUUUAAAUAUUUACCUUUGUUCUAAAUACUGCGAACAUUGAAAAUAUAUAUUUAUUAAAUCUUCGGUUCUUUGUGGCGGAGUCAUUGAGAUUUAAGAAAGACUGAUUUCCGAUAAAUUUAGUCUAAAAUCAGUCCGAUAUUUUAACCAAGGAUUUUUUGUAUUUUACGGAAAACUGAAUGUUUUUACUUAUAAAAAGUACUUGUAUAUAAAAUAAAUAUUUAUAUCUAUCUGCAAGUGCCCCCUUAAUGUUAAACAGUAAACACAAUUAUUUCUGUUUAUGCAUGUUCAUUAAAGUUAAAGAAAAAGUAAGAACAAAAAAUUGUUUUAAAUCAUUCAUUAUUACAAUAAUUAUUGUAAUCGUAAUGAAAGCGUGACUCCAAUCCAUAUGCCAAUAUUGAUUCUCUUUAUAGUCUGGAUUUUGAAACUAUAAAAGGAUUUUAAAAUAGUGAUGCACUUCGAGCGGAUAUCGUCACAGAAAGAUUUGAAAUACCGAGAUUCUCUCGAAAAAACAAUUGAAUGUAAUAUAUUUUCAUCUUUUUUCUUUUAUGAAAGGACAGAAUCUCGUCGAGAACAAAUCUACUUCUGUUCAUUUUAAUUUACAUUUAAAUUAAAUUUCAAUCCUGUGGGCAAAAAACCAUGUUCUUUCUAAAAACGUUUUAAGGACGUUCUUAGAACGUUUUUAGAACGAACAUGGUUUUUUGCCCACAGGGAAAUUGGUAAAAUAAUAAGAUUUAUAAUACAUACGUUUUAAAUAUACAUUAGUAUUUCAAGUCGUUGCGUUUAGAUUUGUUUGGAGUAGAUUCAAUGUCAUAAUUCAUGUAAGAUUCUUGUCUAAUUAAAAAAAUUUGAUUAAAAAUUUUUUAAAUAUCUAGAAAAUGUAUUUUUUGUAUUAGUUUUAAAAUCGAGGGGACAACAAGCAUGUUUUGGGGUCACUUUUUAAAAAGAUGUCAUAUUAAAAAUGUAACUCAUUCUAAUAGAAUAAAAUAAACGCUCGUUACUGAUGCUA